Molecule: messenger RNA, 2514 nt
Organism: Falco peregrinus (peregrine falcon)
Lineage: Eukaryota; Metazoa; Chordata; Aves; Falconiformes; Falconidae
Gene: ADCK1
Product: aarF domain containing kinase 1
Exons: 11
Coding region: 99-1661 (520 amino acids)
Biological process (GO): protein phosphorylation; mitochondrion organization; lipid homeostasis
Cellular component (GO): mitochondrial inner membrane
Molecular function (GO): ATP binding; protein kinase activity
Source: RefSeq, a predicted model, not a curated record
GCGGGCAGGGCAGUACCACGUGCGCGGCGAAGCGGGGGGAGGCGGCUGGGGCGCGGGAGUUGAAGUGCCGCCGCGCCGGCGAGGCGGGUUCAUCAGUCAUGGCACGGAGGGCCUUGAAACUGGCCUCAUUGGCAGCAGCUGCUUCUGGCAUCUAUCUGUAUGGAAACAAGUUCGUGGAUCCCAAUGAUUUUGGAGUUGUUCGUGUGGGCCGAGCCAUUGCCACAACGGCAGUUAUCACUUAUGACUACCUCACCUCUCUUCGGAGUGUCCCAUAUGGAUCAGAGGAGUAUGACUUCCUCAAAUCACAGGUGCAUCUGCGCUCUGCUGAGCGCCUCCGGGACCUGUGCUGCACCAACAGAGGCACCUUCAUCAAAGUGGGACAGCACCUGGGAGCACUUGAUUACCUGCUACCUGAGGAGUACACUCGCACCCUCAAAGUGCUGCACAGCCAGGCCCCGCAGAGCACCAGGCAGGAGAUUGAGCAAGUUAUUCGUGAGGAUCUGGGCAAAGAGAUAAAAGAGCUCUUCCUGAGUUUUGAGGACACUCCCUUGGGAGCAGCAUCGCUAGCCCAGGUGCACAAGGCAGUGCUGCAGGAUGGAAGAACAGUGGCAGUGAAAGUCCAGCACCCAAAGGUUCAAGCUCAGAGCUCCAAGGAUAUUUUGCUUAUGGAGGUCCUCCUCUUGGUUGUGAAGCAGAUCUUUCCAGAUUUUGAGUUCAUGUGGCUAGUGGAAGAAGCUAAGAAGAAUCUGCCCUUGGAGCUGGAUUUCCUCAAUGAAGGCAGGAAUGCUGAGAAGGUUGCUCAUAUGCUCAAGAGCUUUGACUUCCUGAAGGUCCCCAGGAUCUACUGGGAGCUCUCAACAAGGCGUGUCCUUCUCAUGGAGUUUAUGGAAGGGGGACAGGUGAACGACAGGGCCUACAUGGAGAGGAAUGGCAUCAAUGUCAAUGAGAUCUCUCGCAACCUGGGGAAGCUCUACAGUGAAAUGAUCUUUGUGAACGGCUUUGUGCACUGUGACCCGCACCCGGGCAACGUGCUCGUGAAGAAGUGCCCAGCCUCUGGCAAGGCCCACAUUAUCCUCCUGGACCACGGGCUCUACCAGGUGCUGAGCGAGUCAUUCCGCAUGGACUACUGCCGCCUUUGGCAGGCCCUCAUCAAGGCCGAUAUGAAAAGGGUGCAGAAGUACAGCCAGCGGCUUGGGGCAGGGAAUUUGUACCCCCUCUUUGCCUGCAUGCUGACGGCCAGAUCCUGGGAGUCUGUCAACAGGGGCAUUGACCGGUCGCCAGUCUCAGCCAGCGAGGACGUGGAGAUCCGGUCCAACGCUGCUGCUUACCUACCCCAGAUCACCCAGCUCCUCAACAAUGUCCCCCGCCAGAUGCUGCUGCUGCUGAAGACCAAUGACCUGUUAAGGGGGAUUGAGUCAGCCCUGCACACACGGGCCAGUGCCAGCUCCUUUCUCAACAUGUCUCGCUGCUGCAUCAGAGCUGUUUCCACGUACCAGAGGAGCAAGAGUCACUCGUUUUACAGGAAAGUCCAGAUCUCAUUCACAGAAGCCCUGAGCCUGUGGCAGAUCAACUUGUAUGAACUCUUCCUGUGGCUGAAGGGGUCGCAGCUGGGGAGCUGGGUCAUUGCUCUCCUGAGCCGGACGCACCAUUCCACGUACUGACAUGAACUAGUGGGAGAGGCCCGGGUGCUCCCUCCCUCCGUCGCUCCCUCCCUUCCACUCUCCAUGGCACAUUUGCCUUUCUGACUAUUUCUGUCUAUUCUGUGGGCUAUUUUUGGGUCUUGUUCCACGUUACGUGCUGCACUGUCCUUGCCUGUUACAGCAUUAGCUUUCUCUGUGGCACGGAGAGGUGGAGUCUGCACGGGAGCUCUGCCGUUUCAGGGGUGAGGAAAAGGAGGUGUGGGAUACCGUGCGUCUGGAAGGGCAGGGUACUUUCUUUCCCCAUCUGAGCAGAGGAAAUUCCACUCAAAUUCCAGUGGGACUGCACUGGAAGCAAAAGCCUCUCCUUGGCUUUUUCUUAAACAAUCAUAGAGAAUUUAAGAGAAUCCCAACCCUGCCCAAAACGUUUCUCAGACCCUCAGAGGGAGGUGGUGAAGUCCCUUUAAAAUCCAAUGAGGUUUAUGUUAGUUUUUGCAGUCUCCUUAGUCUGAUUUCUGUUCAGGUGUGUAGAGAGUUUCUCAGAGGAGUGGGAUCUCGUGGAGAGCUGGCACUAGGGCUGGCUCAUAAACUAGCUGGCACCUGGUGCAGAGAGGGGACCGUAACGGUGGGAGUGGUGGACUGGGAGUGUGGCUUUCUGAGGUUUGUCUCCAGUCCUGUCAGCAAGUGCCUCUGUUUUUGGACUUUUCCUGGCCUGUUCCCUUGCAAGUGAAAUAGGGGAAAGGGACAAUGGUCCUGUCUCUUUUCUGAAAUUCAGGGAAGGCAGGCGGAAUGACAACUCAGGGCUCUGAAACUGCUGGUAAUGUAUGUAUACUGUACAGUACUGCCACACAGCAAAAUAAAUGUGUUGUAUCAAAGA